Messenger RNA from Dinoponera quadriceps, 513 nucleotides. RefSeq lists its product as uncharacterized. The record is from RefSeq and is a predicted model, not a curated record. The transcript has a single exon. Lineage: Eukaryota; Metazoa; Arthropoda; Insecta; Hymenoptera; Formicidae. Bases 1 to 513 code for a protein of 170 amino acids. Gene Ontology annotation, molecular function: nucleic acid binding.
AUGGCGAUCAAGUUUUGUGUUAAACUUGGCAAGACCGCGGCGGAAACUCUUCCAAUAAUCAAGACAGCUUUUAAAAAAUAUGCCCUGUCGGAUCGGCAAGGGUUCCGGUGGCAUAAGGUUUUUUUGGGAGGCCGGGAAGAGGUCGACGACGAAGCCCGCGCCGGACGGCCAUCGACGAGCACCACGGACGACAAUGUGACACGAGUGAAAGAACUUUUGAACACAGAUCGACGAUUGAAUGUCCGCUUACUGUCACAGUUGUUAGACACACUUAUUAGGGUUCAACGCGUCCGGCCGGACAUCGCAAAGGACUGGAAGUUGCAUCACGACAACGCACCGGCCCACAGCUCCUUCCUCGUCACCAACUACCUGGUUAAAGCAGGAAUGCCAACUAUUCCUCAGCCUCCGUACAGUCCGGACGUAGCUCCCCCCGAAUUCUUUUUGUUUCUACGCCUGAAAAGACCCAUGAAAGGAAAGCAUUUCGAGACCAUUGAGAGGAUCCAAGCAGUUUGA